UUCUCCUUGAGCUGAGGGAGGGGCGGCGUGGGUUUUUUGGUCACCUCUGGGUCCUAACGCCUAGCCUGUCCCACCGUCCAUCCCCACCUAGCCCAAACUCCGCUAUUACUGCCUGCCGGCCUGGUGCUGUCAGCCACCACUCCCCGCCAGGGCUGCCACGCAGAGUGCUUGCUGAUCAGGCUAUCUGAGGCUCAGAAAAUGACAAGGCAGAGCUGACCUACAGGUUUUAAUAUAUCCAUAUGAUGCAAAGAGAAGAGUAAUCUUUGAAGUGUCAGUUUCUGUAAAAGAAUAUAAUUGAAGAUUAUGUUCGUUAUACAGACACUAUAGAUUAAAAAGUUGGAGAUUCGUCAUCAUGAAUUCUACCCCUCCAAUCAGUUACACUAUUCCUGAAAUCAAACGCCUACACUGUAUCCAGAGUGAGUUGAGGCUACUGCAAAAUAGUAGUCAGUCAGAGCUGGAUGUUACUGAAGAUCUGAGAAGGAAACUUCAUCAAGCCAAAAAAGAAAAACUGGACAUAACGACUAAACAUAACCAAGAUCUGUCCAACUAUGAAAGCCAGAUUGCCAGGUUGCGAUCUGAAGUUGAGAAAGGAGAGGCCAUUCGGCAAAGUCUGGAGUAUGAACUUGUCAUUGCCAGAAAAGAUGCUGGUCUUGAAAGAUACUCUGCAGAGGAAAAGUUAUGUGAAGCUAGCAAUCGAUUUCAGCAGCUUCAAGCCAUGAAUGCAGAGCUUCAACAGAAAUUGGCUGAGACCGAGAAAGUGUUUCAUAUUUCUCAGCAGAAUUGGAAGGAACAGCAGCAAAGACUUACAAAUGAUUUAGAGGAGAAAGAUAACAUCCUCAAGACCUGUAAUAGUGAAUAUGAGUUACUUCUGAAGGAGAGGACUAAACUGGAAAACAUUAUACAGGAGCGGAACAAUGCACUGCAAAAUAUGCAUAAGAAAAUACAAGAUCUGGAAUUGGAACAUAAUGACUGCACUGACAUUCUCCGGCGACAGGCCAGUGAACUUGAAUACAGUACUGAACGAGAGGAGAGACUUAAAAAAGAUCUUGAGGCAGCUACUGUGAGAGUGAAGAAAUUGGAAGAAAAUAUUGAGGCAGAGAGAGCAGCACAUCUGGAAUCCAAAUUUAAUUCUGAAAUUAUCCAGUUAAGGAUUCGAGACCUUGAAGGAGCUUUGCAGGUAGAAAAAGCCAGCCAAGCAGAAGCUCUUUCUGAUUUGGAAAUGAUCAAGAAAGAGUUCAAAGAGGUGGAAAAUGCAUAUGAGAGAGAGAAACGUAAUGCCCAAGAGAGCUUGGAAAAACUCAAUAUAUUCGAAAAAGAGUAUUUUUCUACAAACAAGCAACUAAAUGAAGAGAUUGAGGAAAAGAAGAAAGUAAUUACACAUCUCUCUGAGAGACUCCAGGAUAAUGAAAAAAGUUGCAAAGAAUUACAGGAGGAACUUGCAAAGGCCAAGAAACGCCAGGCCUUCCUAACAGAGAUGUGUGAAAACAAUGUGAGAGAACUGGAGUUACUCUUGGACAGCUUUACUAUGUCAAGCCAGCGGACAGCAGGCAGUCGCAAGGACAAAGAUAAACCUCCAAGCCUCUCUGUUGUCCUUGAGACUUUGAGGAAUACCUUGACAGAUUACCAGAACAAGCUGGAAGAUACAUCUAAUGAGCUAAAGAAAAUGAAAGCUUCAUGUGAGAAGAUGACAAAAGAGAUUGACUCAUCCAAACAUAGAAUAUGGUCUCAAAGUCAAGACCUUAAGGAAGCUCAGGAUAAUCUGGCUGAUGCCAAUGAAGAGUUAAAUCAUCUACGCACUAAGUGUGCAGACAGAGAGGCUUUAAUAGGCACUUUAAAAAUGGAACUGCAGAAUGUACUUCACUGCUGGGAGAAAGAGAAAGUCCGUGCCACAGAAUCAGAAAAUGAAAUCCAGAAGCUUACCAGGGCUUACCAGAAGGAUACUGAGGAGAAGCUAACCUUCCUCCAUACUUUAUAUCAGCAUUUGGUAGCAGGCUGUGUGCUUAUAAAACAACCAGAAGGCAUCCUGGAUAAAUUCUCCUGGCCUGAGCUUUGUGCAAUCUUGCAGGAGAAUGUUGAUGCCCUGAUCUUAGACCUCAGCAGGGCUAAUGAGAAGAUAUCUCAUCUAGAAUAUAUUUGCAAGAACAAGUCUGAUACCAUGAGGGAACUUCAACAGACCCAGGAAGACACUUUUAACAAAGUGGCUGAGCAGAUGAAAGCACAGGAAAGCUGUUGGCAGAAACAGAAAAAGGAGUUGGAGCAGCAGUACUCUGGACUCCUUGGGGAAGUUCAUGCAAGGGCACAGAAAUAUCAAGAAAUUGCAGAAAAAGCCAAGGAAAGAUGUUCUGUCAUUGAAAAAGCACGAGAGCAGUUGGUCCAUGAAAAUUCACAAUUGAAAAGUAUAUUAAUGCAGACACAAAAGGAACAUACGUCUCUGCUGGCUGCCUGUGCACUAAUGGGUGGUGCCUUAUAUCCUCUAUACAGCCGAUUAUGUGCCUUGUCUACACAAAGAGACUUUCUCCAGGAUCAGGUCCACACCUAUGAAGUACUCAAACAGGAAAUUAGGACUCUGGUCAGUGCUUUGUCUGAUGUAGAGGAAAAGAGGCAAGAUGAAGUGAAGAUAAAGAAAAAGCAUUUCAAAGGCAUGAUACAUGUAUUCCGGAAAGGUGUUAUUGCAGUUCUAGCAGCACACAGACUUCAAAUUUUGGGACAGUCAAGUAGCUCUCUUUUCUCCUGGGUAGAUGGCUUCAAAGAAGGCAUAGGAAUCCUAGUUUGCAUAGGAGAGGCCAAGGGGAAACACAAUCUGUCAAAACACCAAAAGGAACAAAUCCAUUGUCUUCAAGCACUCAACUGGUUUACUAGUUCUGACCUUCUUGCUGCAAUAAUCAGUUCGGUGGCCGAAUUACAGGAAGUUGUUAGCAAAACAGCUGCAAGACUUGGAGCCAGGAGAGCAGCAAGUCCCCACUGCCGUUCCACAGCAGAUCCAAAUUCCUGGCUUUGUGGACACUUACUCAUAAGUGCAGCCAGGAAUUCUUUUUCAAAACUCAUGGACAGACUUAAUGUGCUAAUGGAGACUAUAGCAGUGGAUAGCAGCAGGACCAUCACAUAUGUAGAGAAGGACUCCUUGGUUCAAAGACUGGCUCGUGGACUUCAUAAAAUAAAUGCACAGGCACUAAAAGCUGGACUAGGUGAUAGAAUACCCAUUACAAAAAGCAUAGCAUCCUUGCAGAAGCAAAUAUUUGAAUUUACACAAAGGCUGCAUACAGCAGAAGUGGAACGCCGUUCACUACGCUUAGAACUCUCAGAAUUCAAACGGAAUUUGAAUGAGAUGAAAAAAGAGGCUGACAAAGCCCAGAGCCUGCAAGAGCAAUUAAAUGCAUUUAAGCAAUCUAAAUUGAUCACCCAUGAGAGGUUUGAAAGUGCAUGUGAAGAACUGAAUAAUGCAUUACAUCGAGAGCAGCAGGCACAAAUGCUUUUGAAUGAGCAGGCACAACAGCUACAGGAGUUAAAUUAUAAACUGGAAUUGCACUCAAGUGAAGAAGCGGACAAAAACCAAACCCUAAGUGAAGCUGUAAAGAGUCUCUCCGAGGCAAAGAUGGAGCUGAGAAGAAAAGAUCAAUCUCUGCGUCAGCUCAAUAGACAUCUUACCCAGCUGGAGCAGGACAAGCGUCGACUGGAAGAGAGCAUCCACGAUGCAGAGAGUGCCCUCCGCAUGGCAGCAAAAGAUAAAGAAUUAAUUGCCAGUCAUAUGAAAUCUGUGGAAGCCACCCUACAGAAGGUCAGAGAUCAGAUCUCUCUGUCACGGACUGCGGCAACCAGGAAUGACUUCACCCUGCAGCUACCCAAACUGCACCUGGAGACCUUUGCAAUGGAAGGGCUGAAGGGCGGGCCAGAGGUUGUAGCAUUUCAGGCUCUGAUUAUAAGUUUUAUGGAUGUCUACCAACUCGCAAGCUCCAGAGUUGCUACACUAGAGAGAGAAAUAGCAUCUCAUCGACAUCACAUUGCAGCCCUGAAAUCAGAACUCCAAACAGCUUGUCUUCGUGAAAAUGAAAGCUUACAAUCAGAAUCACGAGACAGUUCAAACGUCCCCAUGGCUUCAAGAUCAGCACUUCAGCCCGACCAGAGCUGUAUCCCAGAUUUUUUGCCGUUGCAAGCUGAGGCAGAUACAUCUUACAGUUUUAUACACAAUAGACCCCAUUCUCAGACUUCAUCCUAUUCCUCUGCCCUCAACAUCUCAGCCAGCACCAAAAGAACAAUACAAAAUGGCUUUUAA
Molecule: messenger RNA, 4270 nt
Organism: Emys orbicularis (European pond turtle)
Lineage: Eukaryota; Metazoa; Chordata; Testudines; Emydidae
Gene: CCDC171
Product: coiled-coil domain containing 171
Exons: 27
Coding region: 353-4270 (1305 amino acids)
Source: RefSeq, a predicted model, not a curated record